GAAAACAAAAAAGAAAGAACAAGUUGCAUUUGGUGUUGGCUGCGAGAUUUAGAUGGAAAGUGACAGUAGGAGUUUGGAAGAGCACGCAGAGAAACUUCCUCUUGAGGUUAUUGGAGAGAUAUUGUCUCGCGUAAGAGUUGCACGAGAUGUGAUUAAAGCCUCUCUAACUUGUAAGAAAUGGCGAGAGGCUUAUGGCAAACACCUUCAUGCACUUUCCUUUGAUGUUGCUGAUUUUGAGUUUCCCAAGUACCAAGGUUCUGUUCCUGACAUAGAAAUGUUGGUCACAAAGACAAUAUUGCAACUUCCUGGUUUGCGAAAAUUAUCGAUUCUGAUGGACGUCCGGUACGCGUUUUCAGCUGGUUUAGUUUUGGCGUUGUUAACAUUAGUUAGAGAAACCUUGUCGGAGCUGUGGUAUAAGGUUAGAACUUCUACCAUUGUUAAUGUUCUUGAUAUCUUUGAAAGGCAGAAAUUGGAAAGCUUGAGUUUGUCCUAUUACAAAAUAGGAAGGGUUGAAGAGAAUUCCCAAAGAUUUCCAUGUCUGACAUCACUAUCUCUAUGUCGUGUUGGCAUUUCAUUUGAUGAUCUAAAUCGAUUUCUCUAUGCUCUUCCCAAUCUCGAGUCUUUGAAACUUGAUGAUCCCUUCCUAGAAGAUUCAGAUAAUGAGUAUUCUUCAUAUAGUGAUUCUUCAUAUAGUGGGGAUUCUUCAGACGACGAGUUUUUUUCACCAGAAAAUGUAGUCAAACUGCGUUGUCCUGCACUGAAGACCCUUUUUCUUGAAAAUAUGAAACUAUUUCAGUUUAUAUUGGAGAGUAGCAGCAUUGAGUAUUUGCAAGUGGAAGAUUGCUAUUUCAGUUCGUUUAAAGUGUAUGGCAGUAAAACUUUGAGGGACUUCAAAAUCUCCCACUCUGAGGCUUGGCUUCUUGAAAUUGAACAGACAGGCAAACUAGAGAGUUUUGAAUUCGUCAGGAGUCGUGUUACCCAUUCAAAUUUGUUUCCAAUGAUACAAUCACCAAAGUUGAAAAGGUUUCGGUUUUGGGGUUUUAGGAAGAAGUACAUGCGUCACAUAAGAGGGAAUGAAAUAAUUCUUGACAACGGAUCGGGAAUAGUGUUGGAUUCAGAAAGAAUGGCCAUUUGUUCACCACAACUUCGCCAUCUUUCAAUAUUUUGCAACGAAGGACUUGAGGGGCUACUCUACAAAUUCGGGGGUCCGACUUCCUUGGAGAAGGUUGUGGUUUUGGAGAUUGGAUGGGAUGGUUUUAAAGGCUUCGGAAAAUGGGCAGAGGAAUUACUGAAAUGUUGCCCAAAUGUGAAGAAGGUAAUUGUUCAUUGGGUUAUUAUUCCAGAGAAGUGCAAUACAAUGUUUUUGAAGAAUCUUACUGAGCAGACCUCAUCAAUAAAUGAAAUGGUGGGCAAGUAUCAGAACAGAGAAAUACAAGUGUCCUUGUAUGAUUCUGGUUUUGAUUAAGUAUCAGCACAUAGAAAUGCCUUUAAUCACCAUUCUCUGGCUUCACUUGUUAGGGUUUGUUGGAUUUUAUUGAAUUAGUCUUUGUUCUUGAUACUAUAAUUCUAUAACAUCUUAGUAUAAUGUUUCAUAGAUGUGGUAAUUUGGUUGGUGGUGGUGUGUUCCUAAUACUCUAUAUAUACAUCUCACUCCUCUCUUCCUUUUACUACAAGGAAAAAGAGGCUCCAAGCUUUUUAAAAAAGAAUUGCAAGUGUAAUCUCCACUACACUUUUACACUAUGUUUGGUUCAAGGAAUUUGGAUGCAAAAGAAAAAAAAUGACUUUCUCAUUU
Messenger RNA from Cuscuta campestris, 1792 nucleotides. NCBI's taxonomy places the organism in Eukaryota, Viridiplantae, Streptophyta, Magnoliopsida, Solanales, Convolvulaceae. The record is from the annotation of a GenBank genome assembly.